This is a messenger RNA of Galdieria sulphuraria, 890 nucleotides long. Its product is annotated as emp24/gp25L/p24 family protein. NCBI's taxonomy places the organism in Eukaryota, Rhodophyta, Bangiophyceae, Galdieriales, Galdieriaceae. The record is from RefSeq and is a predicted model, not a curated record. Gene Ontology annotation, biological process: intracellular protein transport; endoplasmic reticulum to Golgi vesicle-mediated transport; Golgi organization. The transcript is spliced from 3 exons. Gene Ontology annotation, cellular component: Golgi apparatus; endoplasmic reticulum-Golgi intermediate compartment; endoplasmic reticulum. Bases 142 to 858 code for a protein of 238 amino acids.
UCAAUCUAGAAAAACUAAGACUUUUAAAGUGUGUAAAGUUAAUGGAACGACAAUAAAAUAUCUCUCGAGUCAUACUAUCAAGACCUUUUACAAAAACUCCAUUGCCUACAUUGAAUAUAAGAAAUUCUUCCGUCUUAUUCAAUGUCGUCAACUCGUUGGCUAACUUUAUUUUCUCUUGUUUUUAUUUUCCUUUUAUACAUUCAGACUAGCAUCGCUUUUGAGUUUUAUUUAAAUAAAAAUGCAAAGCUAUGCUUCACAGAACAGCUAACUUCCAAUACCAAAGUGAGUGGUGAGUAUGCGGUUGCUGGUAGCGAGGGAACGAUGAGUGUAGAUCUUACAGUCAUAGGUCCUGACCGACGUGACUACUUUUCCAAAUUGGGUAUUGAGUCAGGACGCUUUACUUUCAAAACUCCAAAACAUCCUAUUUUGAAGCCUGAAGAUGCGAAAUAUGCCGCUGACGAACAUUUUCCUCCAGCUGUUUAUCAUUUCUGCUUUAGUGCUCGUUCAUUGCCAGAAAAUAUCGAAGCCAAUGCCCAUCAACCUCAAGUUGUGACAAGAAGAAGAGUCUCUUUGAAGGUGGAUGUGUUGCCAACAGAAAGAGAUUAUGCAAGGUUAGCCAAGGAAGAGCAUUUGAACUCUUUGGAAGUUGCUUUAAGGAGAAUUGAAGACGAAAUACGACAGUUUUCCAAUGAACUUGAUAUUUUAAGUUCUCGAGAACAGACCAUGAGAAAUAUCAAUGAAAUAACCAAUUCAAGAGUAACUUGGUUGGGUAUCUUUAAUGUUUUAGUAAUGAUAGCUGCAGGUAUAUAUGAAAUGUAUCAUAUGAAGAAUUACUUCCGACAUAAGAAGCUGAUAUAAUAACGAUAACCAAUAAAGGACUUGAAUACAAG